Molecule: messenger RNA, 2138 nt
Organism: Mauremys reevesii (Reeves's turtle)
Lineage: Eukaryota; Metazoa; Chordata; Testudines; Geoemydidae
Gene: PEF1
Product: penta-EF-hand domain containing 1
Exons: 5
Coding region: 125-979 (284 amino acids)
Biological process (GO): COPII vesicle coat assembly
Molecular function (GO): calcium ion binding
Source: RefSeq, a predicted model, not a curated record
GAAGACAGUCGACGCCCUCCUAAGAGACCGGCAACCAAUCAGCGGAGUCGGAGGGUGGGCAGGGAAGUUGCGCUCACAGUGCGGGCGGGGCGGAGGCGGCGAGAUUCCCCGGUCCGAGAGCGCCAUGGCCGGUUACCCGUACGGGCAGGGUUACCCCGGAUCAGCAGGGCCAGCCCCAGGCGCCCCGCAGGGCGGUUACUAUUCCGGAGGCCAGUAUGGAGGUGGGCUGCCACCUGGUGGUUCUUAUGGCGGCCCAGCACCUGGAGGCCCCUAUGGGCCACCAUCUGGCGGAGGGGCUUAUGGGCAUCCCACCCCGGGCGGGGCACCAUCUGGAGCUCCUGGGGGACCUUAUGCAGGAGGCCCAGCCCCAGGAGGGCCUUAUGGGCAGCCAUCUACCAAUCCCUAUGGUGCCCCUCAGCCAGGACCCUAUGGAGCCGGGGCUCCUGCUGGUAACAUGCCACCCGGUGUGGACCCGGAGGCCUUUUCUUGGUUCCAGACAGUGGAUGCUGAUCACAGUGGCUACAUCUCCAUCAAAGAGCUCAAGCAGGCCCUGGUCAACUCCAACUGGUCUGCGUUUAAUGAUGAGACCUGCCUUAUGAUGAUAAACAUGUUUGAUAAAACGAAGUCGGGACGGAUCGAUGUCUUUGCGUUCUCGGCCUUGUGGCGCUUCAUCCAGCAGUGGAAGAACCUCUUUCAGCAGUAUGACAGAGACCGGUCAGGCUCCAUCAACUUCAGUGAGCUGCAGCAAGCUCUGGCCCAGAUGGGAUACAACCUGAGCCCCCAGUUCACCCAGCUGCUGCUGGCCCGUUACUCUCAGAGGGCUUCCAACGCCACCAUCCAGUUGGAUAGCUUCAUUCAGCUCUGCACCCAGCUCCAGAGCAUCACCGAAGCUUUCCAGGAGAAGGAUACCGGCAGGGUAGGCAGCGUGCGGCUCAGCUAUGAAGACUUCCUCACUAUGGCUGCGACUCGCAUGUUGUGACGCCUUGGGACGUUUCUUUGCCUGAGGGUAGUGAGGGAAGGCUGGAAAUGAGUCACCGGGAGCGAUCGAUCAGCCCCUCUCGCCUGGAUAUGUGUGUCCUCCGGCAGAAAGGAUAAACCCAUUCCAUUUCCUCUCCCCACUGUGUAACCAACGUGAAGUGCCUGAGAACGAGGGAGCAACAUGGACAGGUGGAAUCAGGCUGUGAACGCAUGUAGCAGAAGCCCCGCUGUCAGUCGCUUUGAUUUCAGUCUCCAGUCCACAAAACCUUUUAGAUGUCCCUGCCAAAAACAUUGGUUACAUUCUAUUGCCACCAGGGGGCACACCACAUCAAAGGAAGGGCAGCAUUGUAAAUUACACUGUAUGGGAACUCUCUUUUUCAGGAGAACAAGUGUCCUCUGCCCCUCACCACCUGUCAGGGUCAGGGCCAGUUCUGGGGGGGGGGUGACGAGAGCGGUUACCCUAGGCACCAACUUUUGUGGGGGGCUGCGCUGCUGUGCUGUUCAGCUCUGAGUGGCCACCUUUUUUCCCUCGGUCACUCAGGAGGCACCAAAAAAUGUUUUCUGCCCUUGCCAGCAAAACAGCUAUGGCUGCUCUUGUCUCCGGUUGGUAAAACUACUUCAGUCCCCAAAAUAUGCUCUCCUGCCACCCUGGGAGGAUGCUGUCCUGGUUGUCAGGCAUCUGAAAAUGUUUAUUCCUCCUCAGCCAGCCUUAUGGGGUUUGCUUCCUUGUUUCCCCACAGUAGCUUAGUGACAUCUUACCUCGUAUGAUCCUUAAUAUCCAAAGCGGCAAGUGAUGCAGCAUUUGUAUUGACAACUGUUCCGAUUCCUGUGCCCGAGUGCUGGCAUUUCAAAACUGACUCCCUUGCCAAAGAUUAAGCAUUUAACACAACCAUUGCACACACUUCCUUUCCCUCAUUGUGGGGUCCUGUUCUUUUGUGCCGCGUAGCUUGACGUCUGAGUCCUAUCCAGUGCACGGUUCCUACGCAGCGUGAAAUUGGGCCGCUUGACUUGAGUGACAAACGGGAUAAUUAGCUCCCCUUUUCUUGCCAAUGUGUAUUUGAGUUUUUGUUUUCAUUUGUAGGGGCCAAAAUCAUGAAGGGCUUUAAGCUUCAGUAAACAGUUUAUACUUAGAUCAUUGCAAUAAAAUACCAUGUGCAUUA